AUGGCCGGGUACAAGCCAAAGGUGAUUUCUCUAACCAAGAGGCCAGGUCAGACAUUUGGCUUCUACUUGAGGGUGGAGCAUGGCGAGGAUGGUCAUCUGAUCCGCAGCCUGGAAAUGGGAGGUCCAGCUGAACUAGCUGGCAUGAAAGAUGGAGACCGGAUCCUACGAGUUAAUGGAGCAUUUGUUGAUAGUCUGUCCCAUUCAGAGGUGGUGGACCUGGUGAGAAAUGGCGGGGCAACUGUCACCUUCCACACCUUGGAUGAAGCUUCCUACAAGCAAGCAAAAGCUCAGGGCGUAAACCUGUCUGAUCCUAACAAUGCUCCUGUUGUCAACGGUGUGGCAAAACAUGCACCAAAACCUAAACUCUGCUACUUGGUCAAAUCCAGCUCAGGCUACGGGUUUUCUCUUCGCUCGGUCAAUGGUCAGCAGGGUUUGUUCAUGACAGAGGUGAUGUCAGGAAAUGUGGCAGACAGGGCAGGGGUCAAAGCAAAUGAUCGUCUGCUUGAAAUCAACGGGGAGGACGUGGAGGACUCCACGCACGAACAAGUGGUGGAAAAGAUCAAGCUGUCAGGCAGUGACGUCAUGUUCCUAUUGAUUGACGAAGAAGGAUACAGGUACUACCAGAACAAGCGCAUCAAAGUAACAGCGUCAUCAGCUACAGUCAAGUACCUCCCUCACAAGCCACGCAUCAUUGACAUGACCAAAGGAUCUGAUGGGUAUGGUUUUCUGCUGAGAGAGGAGCCAAACCAAACAGGACAUCUCAUCAGGGACAUAGACAGAGGCAGUCCAGCAGAAAGGGCAGGUCUGAAGGACAUGGACAGGCUGGUGGCUGUGGAUGGCAAGGAGGUGGAUGGCUGCAGCCAUGACCAGGUGGUAGACAGAAUCAGGCAGAGUGGCAACAAGUGCUGCCUCCUAGUGGUGGAUAAGGACACGGACCAAAUGUAUAAGCAGGGGAGAGUGUCUCCUAUGCUUUUCUGGGAGGAAAGGAACGACUCACUCUCUCCACCUAGUUACACAGAGGCUGUCAAAUUACCAUCCACACCUGUUCAGGAGACAGAAGAAGAGCUCAAGCCUAAACUGUGUAAGAUGGAAAAGUCCUCAGCUGGCUAUGGCUUUCACCUAAAUGGCAUCCAGGGUGUGUGUGGUCAGUACAUUAAAGAGGUGGUGAGGGGUGGAGUGGCUGAAAGAGCAGGUCUGGAGGACGAUGACAUUGUGGUGGAAGUGAACAGAGUGAAUGUGGAGCAGAGCAGCCAUGACGAGGUGGUGGGUAUAAUCCGCAGCAGUGGCAGCUCUCUAGAGAUGCUGGUGGCUAAAAAGAGCGUCUACGACCAACUUAAAGCUAAAGGAGUGCCCAUCACACGCCAGCUCCUCGGAGAAGCAUCCUAUGUUGAAGUCCACUCUGCAGAAACUCCAGAGUCCUGCGAGGAGGUGACAUAUGAUGAGAUUGAAAGACCAGAAACUCCUACUGAACGAGCAAGAGAGAGGACCCCAUCUGUGUCAUCAUCUUCAUCAAGUGACAGUGAAGAUGAGAGAUUUUGA
Scomber japonicus (chub mackerel) is the source of this 1539-nucleotide messenger RNA. RefSeq names its product PDZ domain containing 1 (gene pdzk1). The record is from RefSeq and is a predicted model, not a curated record. The coding region runs from base 1 to 1539 and encodes 512 amino acids. Gene Ontology annotation, cellular component: apical plasma membrane. Gene Ontology annotation, molecular function: protein binding; protein-membrane adaptor activity. NCBI's taxonomy places the organism in Eukaryota, Metazoa, Chordata, Actinopteri, Scombriformes, Scombridae. The transcript is spliced from 7 exons. Gene Ontology annotation, biological process: protein localization to plasma membrane.